GGUUCCUGUUUGUCGCACGGUUUUUGAAAGGAUUCACAGGAAAACAUGAAUAAUUGAUGUCUCACUCAAGACGCAGAUUUAUCGAUCAGUCCGGUCGAAAAACGGGGUGGUUAGAGGCCGUUUGCCGCAAAGAAAUGAGUCCCAGUUCUGGGUUCGGGCGAGCGAACUUCACCCUCUUUCUGUCUCUGUGAUGCGGGAAAUUAUUAACGUUCAAGUUGGCCAGUGUGGAAACCAAAUUGGUUACAAGCUUUGGGAAAUUCUCUGCGCGGAACAUGGAAUAAACCAGGAGGGUAUUUAUGAUGGAAACUGCAAUUCCCAGUUGGAGAAAAUUGAUGUUUACUUUGCCGAGGGUGCCGGCAAUCGGUUUGUACCGCGUAGCGUCCUCGUCGACUUAGAGUCUGGCACGAUGGAUUCGCUCCGGUCCGCUUCGUUUGGAAAGGUCUUUCGACCCGAUAAUUUUGUUUUCGGCGAAAGUGGAGCAGGGAACAACUGGGCCAAAGGGUUUUACACAAAUGGAUGUAACCUUCUGGAGGAGGUCUUGGACGCGGUUAGAAAAGAAGCCGAGGCAUGUGACUCGAUCCAGGGCUUCCAGGUUGCGCAUUCUCUGGGAGGCGGUACGGGGUCUGGGCUCGGUACGCUGAUACUCUACCAUCUACAAGAGGAAUACCCCGACCGGAUUCUGAGUGCUGUCAGCGUUUUCCCGUCUCCGAAAGUUUCCGAGAUUGUCAUUGAACCUUACAACGCCACUUUAGCUGUUCAUCAGUUGAUCGAGACCACCGAUGAAGUGUUUUCGUUCGACAAUGAAGCGCUGUAUGAUAUUUGUUUUAGAACGCUUAAACUGGAUACUACCACGUAUUCGGAUUUGAAUCACAUUAUAUCCACCACCAUGAGCGGUGUGACUACUUGUCUUCGUUUUCCCGGACAGGUGGGUCGAGACUAAGUUCCAGGGGGAGUCUCUUAUUCUCAUCGUGCCACGCAGGACACCUGAGGUCAUACUUAGGCAGUGCUCCAGGGGGAGCACUCUAUUGUCAUAUGGAGGGAGAGAUGCAAACCACUGUAAUGAGGGGAAGGGUGCGAUUGGUAAAAGAAUAAGCUGCAUGCACUUUCAAUGUCCAAGUUAAUUACUGUAAUGACAACGGACAUAAGUGACUCAGCAAUUUCGCUCACGUUUUUUUUUAUUUCACAAUUGAUUCCUGCUUUAAAGACAGCCUACGUCACAGACAGCCUAAAUCGCCAGCAACGAGGGUUUUGUGACACGUCCGGCUGUGCGGCAGUGCGCAGGCUUGCUUUAGCGUGCAUUAUCGACUUAUGAUACACGUGGCAAGUUUGGACUGAGAGUAUCAAAGUAGUGUGAAUCACCUAAGGCGCCUUGAGGCAACUCUAGCUCAC
Molecule: messenger RNA, 1389 nt
Organism: Orbicella faveolata
Lineage: Eukaryota; Metazoa; Cnidaria; Anthozoa; Scleractinia; Merulinidae
Product: tubulin beta-2A chain-like
Biological process (GO): microtubule-based process
Cellular component (GO): microtubule
Molecular function (GO): GTP binding; GTPase activity; structural constituent of cytoskeleton
Source: RefSeq, a predicted model, not a curated record